GAACGGAGUAAGUAAUUAACAGUGGUGCUGCCGAUAAGGUUGCAGUUGACAAGCACAAUGUUAUACUUCCCCUGUAACUUUUUAUGAGUAGAACAGUAAUUAACAGUGAUGCUUAUUCGCAAAAAAGGAAAAAAAAACUGAAGAGUCAAAAAACAUCGUAUACAACGAGUCUGCCUGUCCGUCUGUUUAUGAACAAUAGGCGAUACUUUUUAUGAGUAAGUUAUACAGUGGGAAGUUCAUCCGCCUUUCUUUUACUGUCCGUCUGUAUUUCGUGUGUUUACUGCAUCUCGUUCGUGCGAAAUAACUGAAGGAGUUCCGUCGGAAGAGCGAUCUUAACCUGCCAAGCACGCGAGAAGGCCAACGGAGAGAUGGCAAAGGCGAGGGCCACGCCGAAGGUAGCUCGCCGGCGAGCCAGCGCCGUGAGGCCCCUGCCGAGCGGGCCCCAUCGCUUCCUCCGCCUGGUCGCCACCAUCCGAAAAAUCACCCGCCGCCGCCGCCGCCACAGGGGCCUUACCGCAGUCUCCCCGUCCUCGCCGCCACCGGUCCCGGUCUCCAAGAGGCGGCAAUGCGCGACCCGGCCUCCAGCCCCGUCUCCGCCGCCGCCCCGCGAGGCCGAGACGCCGCAGGAGCCGAAGCGCCCGGAGGAGGAGGAGGCGCAUGCCGCUGAUGCCGCCGCGGUGGCCGUUGCGGGCAAGUACUGGGCCCACCGGCACAGCCUCUUCUCCCUGUACGACCGCGGCGUGCGGAUGGACGCCGAGGGCUGGUACUCCGCCACCCCGGAGGCCAUCGCCGCCGCGCAGGCCGCCCGCGCCGCGCCCGCCGGCCUCGUCCUCGACGCCUUCGCCGGGGUCGGCGGCAACUCCAUCCAGUUCGCCGCUAGGCGCGUGCCCGCCGCCCCUUUCCGUUUCCGGGUCGCUCGUCUGCUCCGCUCCCGCACUGUUAACAUCGUCGCCGGCAUCUUGUGCUCGUGCAGGGGCUGCUACGUGGUGGCGGUGGAGAUCGAUCCCCGGAAGGUGGAGCUGGCGAGGCACAAUGCCAGGAUCUAUGGCGUGGAGGACAUGAUCGAGUUCGUCGUCGGCGAUUUCUUCCUGCUCGCGCCUUACCUGAAGGCAGAUUUGGUGUUCCUUUCACCACCAUGGGGAGGGCCAGCAUAUAAUCAAACACCAGUGUACACCCUCGAUAUGCUGAAGCCAAAGGACGGGCAUGCAGUAUUUCAAGCUGCUCAGAAAAUAGCUCCUAAUAUCAUCAUGUUCUUGCCACGGAAUGUGGACAUAAGCCAAGUAGAGGAACUUUCGUGGUUGUCUUCUCCUCCCCUAGAUUUUGAGAGUGAAGAGAGCUACGUACAGCACAGAUUCAAAGGAAUUACCGCUUACUUUGGAGAUGUGGCACGAUGAUCCAGUUCAAUAUCGAAGUUGAGGGCAAGGACCCAGUGAGGCGAAGUUCUUCCUAAGCUACUUAUGUUUUUUUCCUCCCAAGUCCUAAGUUGGUGCAGAAAGAAUUAGUCUUGCAGAUGUGACACCCAUGUACAUAUCAACUGAAUUUCGACCAUUUCAAUUAAUAUAUGAGUUGGUCAUAGCCAAGAGAUCAUCAUUCUAAUAA
Molecule: messenger RNA, 1599 nt
Organism: Triticum aestivum (bread wheat)
Lineage: Eukaryota; Viridiplantae; Streptophyta; Magnoliopsida; Poales; Poaceae
Product: trimethylguanosine synthase
Exons: 4
Coding region: 369-1394 (341 amino acids)
Biological process (GO): 7-methylguanosine cap hypermethylation
Cellular component (GO): nucleus
Molecular function (GO): RNA cap trimethylguanosine synthase activity
Source: RefSeq, a predicted model, not a curated record